AUGACUUCGCACUCAGAAGACCAGAAUGAUGGCAUUGACGUGCUCAGCGUUCAAGCCGAGAAGGCCUUCGUAGACGGCGCCGGGGCCCCAAACGAAGGUAUCGAGGAAUUCUAUGUGUCAAUCCCAACAACAGCAGGCCACAAGCUCGAUGCGAAGGUCUGGCGAUACAAAAGCACACCAGCAUCUGACAGACCUUUGAUUCUUUUGCUUCAUGGAGGCGGUUUCUUCGCCGGCUCAAAGGAGAUGUGCACUCGUCCUGGAAUAGAGUUUGCAGAGGAGUUUGGUGCGGUAGUGGUCUCGGCGGGUUACAGGCUGUGUCCUGAUCAUGCUUGGCCAGCUCCGGUGGAUGAUGGACUGGAUGUCGUCCGGUUCCUCAGUGAGAGUGCCACCAAUGAGCUGGGCGCAAAUCUCGAGAAAGGCUUCGUUAUCGGAGGCUUCUCAGCUGGUGCCAAUAUAGCCGCUGUUGUGACUCACCAGCUGAGGUUGGACCUCAAGAAUCCAGUGACUGGGCACUUCAGUAGCAUUCCUCAUCUCUGUCACGACGAAAUGGUUCCGGCCGCCUAUCGCGCCUCCUGGACCUCGCGAACGGACAACGAGCCUAAAGAUCCUGGCAUCAACUACCAUUCGCCUUUGUUCUCACCGUUUAAUUCCCCCGAGCACACAUGGAAGGACCUACCCCGAACGUUUAUUCAGGCGGGCGAGGAUGACCUCCUCCGAGAUGAUGCAGUGAUCUAUGCAGAGGCCUUGAGGAAGGCUGGCGUGGAGGUACAAAUCGACGUCCAGACACAGAUCGGGCACCAGUGCUACUCGAUAUGGCAUGAUGAGACGAAUGAGACUCAUAGGGAGUUGAAGCAGAGAACGAUGCGUGGUGUUGCGUGGCUGUUGAGGAAAGAGUAG
This is a messenger RNA of Fulvia fulva, 897 nucleotides long. Its product is annotated as AB hydrolase superfamily protein. The record is from RefSeq and is a predicted model, not a curated record. Gene Ontology annotation, molecular function: hydrolase activity. Lineage: Eukaryota; Fungi; Ascomycota; Dothideomycetes; Mycosphaerellales; Mycosphaerellaceae. The transcript is spliced from 2 exons. Bases 1 to 897 code for a protein of 298 amino acids.